AACCCAAGAGACUGCUUGGUAUUGUAGCAGCAAUGGCGAGGUCUCUUAGUCACGAGGAGAUGGGCAGCGUGAAGAAGGGGCCAUGGACACCGGAGGAGGACAGGAAGCUCAUUGAUUACGUGCAGAAGCAUGGGCGGGGGCGCUGGCAUCGCAUCCCCAAGCUGGCCGGCCUGAACCGCUGCGGCAAGAGCUGCAGGCUCCGGUGGACCAAUUACCUCCGACCUGAUAUCAAGAGAGGCAAGUUCACCGAGGAAGAGGAGCAGCUCAUCGUCCACCUCCACUCCCUUCUCGGAAACAAGUGGUCGUCGAUCGCGACGAAGUUACCUGGAAGGACGGACAACGAGAUCAAGAACUACUGGAACACGCACCUGAGGAAGAAGCUCAUGCGAAUGGGGAUCGAUCCGGUGACCCAUAGGCCGACAACGGAUCUCAGCCUGCUGACGAGCCUCUCGAGUUUGCUCUCCGCUGGUAAUCUUGGCUAUACGACGAGCCACUUGGAAACCGCUCUCAAGCUACAGGCAGAAGCUGCACUCCUGGUGCAGAGCCUGAUUCAAGCCCUGACAAGCAGCUCCACUUCAAACAUGGACCUGAUGAACCUCUUCGGAUCACCUUCUCACACAAACUACAAAGCCGGUGACGGCUGCCUCGGCGGCUCAUUCAACCUUCAGAAUUCAGCUUCGGUGAUCCCUUACUGGAACAAGGACUCACAACCUGUUCCGGACUCCAGCUUCUGUAUGGAUGAAGGAGGGGUUACAGUUUGGAGUGCUUCGAGAACAGAAGAGCGUCAGAGCGCCAGUUCAUCGCCAGCUUCAAAUUCUACUCCGCUCUUCGCUUCAGCCUCUUCCGAGGCAGAGAAUGUUGACCUGCUCAAGCUAAGUGAUAGUACAUACGCGAAUUCGUUGUCCUUCACACCAUUUGAGGCUUGGGAAAACCUAAACUUGGAUAGCCUCAUCAGUGAUCUUGGCUGGAAAGAAAUACAAGACCAAAUGCCAUGGCCUAAUGCAUAAACUUCAACUUGUUUGAUAGGUUUUGAGGUAUCAUUUUUUGAUGUAAAGCCUUGCUAUACAUAAGCACAGUUUUCUCUUCCCACUCAAAAUGUAUAGAAGACUAGAGAUGCUAUACAUGAUCUUCUUUUAACAAUUCUCUGGUUUGGUGGAGCUGAAAGGAGAAAGUAGGAUUGUGCAGCUGAAAGCUUGGGACAUUUGAUGAACUCGAUAAUAGUUGGUUGGGUUGGAGAUUGCUAAUUUAUUGAGAAGAUAGAUUUGAAGGUUUGACCUUGAUUAAAGAGACAAGUCAUCCAGAGCACCAAAGAGACAAGCAUUAGAGUUACAGAGCUCCAAAAUAUUUGGAUUAAUGUUUUAGAUCACCAGAUAGUCUUAAACUGAAAUCUCAGAGAUCAAGGAACAAAAUGAGGUGCCUUUUCUUAUCCAGAAGUCUGUGGGAAUUGUUCAGUGACCAUAUGAUUCAUUAUAUUAUAUUCGAAUAUAAAAAAAAUCAAAUAUGCAGCCAUAUUAAAAAUUUAAAAUCUGAUCAUUUGAUAUAUCAAAGCAAAUCUGAGUUUUACCUCUUUCCAUGAAAGAAAAGUUGCUAUGGGGAAUCUUUAGAGCAUCACAACAAACAGAAAGAACGGUUGAAGUGGCUGGCAGCAGAAGUCAAAGAAGGGCCAAAAAAGGACUCAUCAUAUUGACCAUCUCACAGCUACAAACUUCCACAAAGCCAAUAGUAGGAAGCUUCGUCAAAUCUGAUGGUGUGGUAAUGUCUUCGGUAGAUUCUAAUGCUGACAUUGUUUCCGGCCACAAACUCCAUGGGAGAACAGAAGAUGCA
This is a messenger RNA of Musa acuminata subsp. malaccensis (wild Malaysian banana), 1824 nucleotides long. Lineage: Eukaryota; Viridiplantae; Streptophyta; Magnoliopsida; Zingiberales; Musaceae. The record is from RefSeq and is a predicted model, not a curated record.